Pleurotus ostreatus (oyster mushroom) is the source of this 216-nucleotide messenger RNA. RefSeq lists its product as uncharacterized. The record is from RefSeq and is a predicted model, not a curated record. The transcript has a single exon. NCBI's taxonomy places the organism in Eukaryota, Fungi, Basidiomycota, Agaricomycetes, Agaricales, Pleurotaceae. Bases 1 to 216 code for a protein of 71 amino acids.
AUGACCGCAAUUGACGGCUUGUUCCUCUCCCGUUGGAAAACCCACCUCGUCAACACCAAGAAUGGGCUGCGAUAUCUGCUGGUGUUAGCCGACAAUGGCUCUGGAGAGUUAGAAGCGGCGGUUACGAAGAGCUCCACGGAGGCUUUGGAGAAUUUCGUCCAGUUUUUGGGCAUGGGCGAUGUGCAGCCUGCGUGGUACAAGGUUGCCAAAAUAUAA